AUGCACCAAGUAAGUUCCCAGGAAAGAGAGAUCAAGAACAAAAGAAAUCAGAGCCGGAUCGAGGAAAAACCAAAAUCGUCGAUUAAUCACCUUAUUCCGAUUAUCACCGUCCGAGGUACUCCCUGCUUCCGUGGGUAUGGUAGGAGAAAUGGAGAGCGUAGGAGGAAGUCAGUUCGUGGAUGCAUUGUUAGUCAAGAUCUUUCAGUUUUGAACUUGGUUAUUGUGAAAAAGGGUGAAAAUGAUCUUCCUGGACUGACUGACACUGAGAAACCAAGGAUGAGGGGUCCGAAGAGAGCAUCAAAAAUCAGGAAGUUGUUCAACCUGUCUAAGGAGGAUGAUGUUCGGAAGUAUGAUGCAGUUGAUAACAGGAAUGUUGGAGUAAAUUCUAGGAAGCCAGAAGUUAAAAAUGAUAUAGAAGAAGAGAUGUCUGUGAAGCAUCUGACAAUGAAGAAAAGAGUCAUUUGUGAAUUGCAAAAUCAAUAG
This is a messenger RNA of Gossypium raimondii (Peruvian cotton), 483 nucleotides long. Its product is annotated as 40S ribosomal protein S6-like. The transcript is spliced from 4 exons. NCBI's taxonomy places the organism in Eukaryota, Viridiplantae, Streptophyta, Magnoliopsida, Malvales, Malvaceae. The record is from RefSeq and is a predicted model, not a curated record. Gene Ontology annotation, molecular function: structural constituent of ribosome. Gene Ontology annotation, biological process: translation. The coding region runs from base 1 to 483 and encodes 160 amino acids. Gene Ontology annotation, cellular component: ribosome.